UUUUCUAUCAUUUACUUCCCGAAAAAUAAAGUAAUAUUGGCUUACUUUAAAAGUACUCGCUUGAAACGCUAAACAGUCAAGAAAAGGGCGGGAACGAGUGCACAUUGUUUAAAGACGCCACCCCCGAAAAAAGAGCUGAGAUUACUACCGCGUGGCUUUGGGUAGCGGACUUGAACUGUUUUCACCUGCUGGAUAUUGUAUUGUUCUUAAUCAUUUCCCCCAAGACGUGCUUCAUGGCAUGGGUAACACUGCUCAUGUUGUUGAAUUUGGUUCUUGUUGAUGCGAUCGAUAAUAUGACCGCCGACUGUUCGUUCGAGCGAGGUUCCAUGUGUAACUGGGAAAAUGUCGUAACUGUAGACGAGUUUGAUUGGAGCCUGGGACGAGGGGAAACUCCAAGCGCCUUCACAGGCCCCCGCGGAGAUCACACCACAGGCUCCGGUACCUACUUGUUUAUCGAGGCUUCCUACCCUCGAGGCAUGGGCGACUUCGCGCGCAUCACCAGCCCCCCGCUGACCGGUCCUCAAUGCCUGAUGUUCUGGUAUCACAUGUACGGCGGCGACAUGGGCAGGCUUAUAGUCCAAGUCAACACCACCGGAGGGGUCCGGGCGCUGUGGUUCAAGGCGGGAGAGCAUGGCCAGACCUGGCGUGCGGCACAAGUCGAUAUACAGGAGAAGGGGGAGUUUAACAUAUUUAUUGACGGCAUCGUUGGUAAGAGUUUCCAAGGUGAUGCAGCGAUUGAUGACAUCACGUUCCAUCCUGGCAAGUGCAACAGUAGGGCGGUCUUAUCGCUCUACCUGUACGCCGACGAAACUGGGUUCGGUUUCUUAAGCCUGAAUGCGGAUCCCUCCCCUGGCGUCACAACCUUCCUUCAGAACCUGGAGCUGUCCCAGGCCUCCCUUAACCAUGAUGACGACAUCUACCUCCUCUGCCGGGACAGCAAAGGCGUCUACGUGUCUGAAAUGGAGAAGAACCCGCGCCUCCCACUGAAGUGCCCUCCAUGGGAUUUCUUCUUCUCCCCUAGGAGCGCCAGGAAGGGCCUUCUACCGGUGUUCGUUAUUGAUAGGGGCUCACUGCUCCAUCAGAUUGUGUCCUUCCAUAAUAAGACCCUAUGCUGUGAUGUGCCAACCAAGAAUACAGUGAUAUAUGCGCUGAACACGAAUUUCACAGUGAAUCCGUUACACGGAGCACACGUACUCCAGUCUUCCCAAAUGUCAGCCUUUCCAGGCGAAAACGCCGUAGACGGAGAUCAUUCUACGUGCGCGAAGACCAAUUCGGAGAGCAACCCUUGGUUCGAGGCUAGCCUGUCACGUGCUCGUCACGUGUACAAGGUGUACCUUUCAAGCAGACGAUACUGCUGUGAUGGUUAUCCGCUGAACAACAUCAACGUAACGAUUAGCGAUGAGCAAACAACAGUCACGUGUCUUACCACGGACCGCAGGGCAACUGAGUGCGGGCGCAGCUUCUUAUGCCAGCCACCGAUUCGCGCGCUCAAGGUUCAAGUGAAGAUAGUGGGGGAGAAGCAGCAGCUUGUCUUGUGUGAGAUCGCGGUCAAUACUGUCGACUCCCCCGAUCAGCUGCGUGGUGUCCGUCGUGAGAUCUGGCAUGACAUGGGUUCUAACCCUCAGCUCGAAUCAUUCACGAGUAGCGCCAGUCGCCUCGGUAAUCCCAACAGCAGCGGCGUACUGACGGAGUUCAAGGCCCCGGACAUAGACGCCGAUAACUAUGGUCAGCGGCUUACUGCAUUUGUACAGCCCCCAUUGAAUGGCAGCUACAUGUUCUACACGAUCUGCGACGACCAGUGCAAGACUUGGAUCAACAAGAUUGAGCCGAACACGAAGGGUGAGCUGGCUUUCAUCGAGGACCUCGGCGACGACAAGCAACUAGAGCUACAGCUAUCUCACGUGACUACUCCAUCCGGGUACUACAACUGGGACAGGAUACCAAAGCAGCAGCAUUCCAAGCCCGUGUUUUUGGACUCUUGCCGAACUUACAUGCUUGAGGGUCUUAUGAAGGAGUCUUCUGGGAUGGGUUAUCUAGGCCUUGGAUGGAAACAUCCCGACGAUACAUUGGAGCGACCCAUAAAAACAGCCCAAAUGUUCUGGAUGCUGCCAGGUAUCCAGAGCCUCGAGGUGGCGCUUUUUGAUGCCAUUCACAACAACGUCUUAGCAAAAGUUGGAGAGAACUUUCAUUUACACGCGUCGUACAAGAGCUGCUGUAUUGGUAUUUAUUGCCCAACAUGCCGUAUGACGGUCAUCUUCCAUCUGAUUGGCUACGAGAUUCCCGCCACUGGCUUUGUUGACAUGACGUGUGAGCCCGCGUCAUUCAUUGCUGACGUCACUGUCAAUACGGCGCCUGGGACAUACCCUAUACAGGUUUCUCAAGCAACACAGGACUGUAACUUACAUGACACCAAGCAAGUAGUGGGCUACCUGGAAGUUCAAGCGUUAGUUGUUGAAAGCUGUCUGUUUCCUGAUGAUAUGUGCUCUUGGAUCAACUACGACAACAAAGGACUCAACGGAUGGAAGUUACUCACAGCGCCGGUAGACACAAUAGAUCGAUAUUUUGUCCUUCGUGACCCGAAGACCGCUUGGCUCGAGAGCAGCGCCCUUAAGGUCCUUCCUAGCUACCGACACAUCGGACUGUGUCUGCGGUUUCAAUACCUUAUGACUGCAGAGACCGUCAACUUAGACGUGAUUGCGAAGACUCCGACAAAUCGGACGGUGGUGUGGCGCUUGUACGGGCUGCAGGGGGCUGACUGGCAACUUGCGGUGCUGCCCUGGCCCGUGAUGAAUGACACCCAGAUAGCGUUCAAAGGCUGGGGUCAGGGGAAUGGCUCUAUCGGCGUAUCGCGCAUCCGCCUGACAACAGAAUCCUGCCACAUGCAGCCAUUACACGCACAUCCAAGUCACAGUUGCCAUGGUGACCAGUUUCAAUGUCUUAACGGAAUGUGUGUCGGCCAGGAGCUUCGAUGUGAUGGCGACUACGCCUGCGUGGAUCACUCGGACGAAAGGAACUGCGCAUGUCGCUCGGCGGAGUUUAAGUGCCCGGAUGGGAAGUGUGUUCACCCAUCUAAAUUCUGUAAUGGGGAAUCGGACUGCACGGAUGGAUCGGAUGAGUGGAGCUGUGAUAACUCGUGUUCUAGCAGGCACGCAUGCGCAGAUGGUACUUGCGUAACGUGGUCCCUGACAUGCAAUGGUGUCAGUGAUUGUCAAGAUGGAUCUGAUGAGCCAAAACUAUGCGAAUCCCUAAGCUGUCCCUUGGAUGACAUUCGGUGCUCAUCAGUAAACACCACUCAAUGCCAGGGAUUCAGAGGGACGUGUAGCUUUGAAAACGGAUUGUGUGGACUGAUAAGUAACUCAACAUGCGAAACCGAGUGGAUUGUGGGAAGAGGCCCAACCCCGACCUCCAAUACCGGACCGGACGGUGACCACACGACAGGCACUGAGACCGGAAGCUACCUGUACCUAGAGGCUUCUGGGACUAACUCAGGCGACCACGCCUUGCUGCAAAGCGAUUGGCUGCUCCACGAUGAUGUCAUGUGUUUGCAGCUAUGGUACCACAUGUAUGGUCGGCAUACAGGGACCCUGCAGAUUCACAUACGUACGAAUACAUCCAACACGGUGGUGUGGAGAGUGAGUGGCGCUAAUGAAAAGCAGUGGGUGUUUGGCCAGACCCCGAUCAACACAGAUGGGAAGAGAUUCAAGUUUAUCGUAGAAGGGAUAGCUGGGGCCGGGAGUGAAGGUGACAUCGCAAUCGAUGACUUGGGGCUGGUCCCUGGGCCUUGUGACCUUGUGCAGGACACGUCUCUCCCAGACUGUCUGUUUAAGGAUGGUCUUUGCGAAUGGCAGAGUGUGGGAUGGGUUCACGUGGCAGCCGCUGACUCACUUCUCUCUCCGGCAGUGCCUCAACCUGACAGUGGCCCCGGUAUCGUGCGCACUAGCCCAUCCUACCAAGGACAGGGCUCCUUACUCCUUACGCCUCAACUCGACCCAAGUGACGGCUACAGAUGCGCGCGCUUCUGGUACUUCAUAGUGACACUGACCAGUUAUGCUAAGGGCUCCCUGUCAGUCAGUUCUGUUGACUCUAGAGGUUUCCCGGAUGUUUUGCUAAAUAUGUCACGAAGAACGAGAAGAUGGAUCCACGCACAAGUUGGCAUUGACAGGAAUGUGCCGUAUAAGAUCAGGUUCUCGGCCAAUAUGCCAAUCCAAGGCGAGGCCUUCGCGAUUGAUGACGUCACAUUUACCAAGGAGCCAUGCCAAACCAUGGACGCAAAUAAUCAGCUCUGCCGACAGCGUACGACGGAUGGCGACUGCUGUGUCUUCCCUUUCGUCUUUAAAGGGAAGUGCUACCCAUGGUGCAUCGGGGACGGAGUUAAUAGAAUCUGGUGUGCAACCACUGACAACUUCGACCGAGAUGGAUUGUGGGGGAGCUGUGACGAGGGCUCAGGUCCGGCUAUCAUUGAGCCAUGUGCGGUUCGAACGAAGCAAGGCCAGUGCUGCGUGUUUCCGUUCCAGUAUGGAGGGAUCUCUUACUCGCAAUGCACAACGGACUAUCAUACGGGACCUUGGUGCAGCUUGACGAAGAAUUAUGACCGGGAUUACCUGUGGGGAGACUGCUUGGUGCUCGCCGAUGAUGAUCCUGGGAGACAAGUCUGUGAUCAGUUUACCACAGACGGACGCUGCUGUGUUCUGCCAUUCAUAUACGACGGCAAGACAUACAACACGUGCGUAACAUACCGCAAUGAUCGCCCAUGGUGCGCACUCACUGCAAACUACGACAGGGAUGGGAGAUGGGCUCCCUGUGCUGGGUAUGAUGACCCCGAUGAUUGUGCAUCUAUAUACAACAACACAAACACAGAGAUACAUUGGACGUCUAAUGAAGACGCUAUAGCCUCCUGGGUGCCGAGGGGAGAUGACGACCUUGAUGACGUCACGAAGGGAUCACGAGUAGCACAAGAUCACAUAUUCUACGAGGCAAUUUUCAACAACACGUCCCGCGAGGAGCACAUCAUCGUGCGGGACAUCCCGAAGCUGCGUUCCUUCACCGUCUGCACGUGGCUAUGUACUGAUGACGUCACUAUGGCGGGCACGCCCUUCCGGUACGAGGUCUUGUACCAGGAGCGCUAUGUCACAGGAUUCUCGAUCUUGAAUUAUCGGAAUCUCGUGAUCAGUGUCAUGGGCCAAACAAGGGUGACGGCUAUCGCUUUGAACGACGGGAAGUGGCGUCACGUUUGUCUCACGUGGGCAUCACGUGGCGGUGUGUGGCAGCUCUUCACCAACGGUGCCCUGGUUGCUAAUGGUUACGACUGGCACAAGGACGCUGAGAUACCAGGCUCUGGAAAGUUUAUCAUCGCAUGGGACGGACUUAACUCCUCCCGUCGCUUCCUUGGUAAGAUGAGCGGACUCAACCUCUGGAGUGAUGUGCUGGGCGCUGACGAGAUAUCCCAGCGUGCCUUGGGUUGCGGGUUAGAGGAGGGAAAUGUCAAGGCAUGGAGCAGCUUUCGCAGCUCGCUGUCUACUGUGUGUAACGUCAGUAGUCCAGCGGGGUGUUCUUAUGUGCAAAGUGGCGGGUACAUUUUGAAGAGUAACGACUCCUCUGCGAAGAGCAUCUCAGCUACCUUAGAAACAACUCGCUUCAUGACUAUCACCGGAAAUGAUGUCAGCAAGUGUUUUUACUUCCGGUUUAUGAUGAUUGGCAGUGGUGAAAAAGAGCUCGAGCUCUUUCACAAGUCAGGGUCAAAGUCGCGGGAUGAAACACUGGAUGGGGUACUGUGGAUUGCGUCAGAUAGUUCAUCCGCUGAUGUGCCUAUAUGGAAAUCUGGUUUCGUAUCAGUCUCAACACUUAAGCCUUUUAAGAUGGUCGUGAGAGGGACUAUCGUCCCUGGACAAGGCGCGGUCGCUAUAGCCAAGUCGUACCUCAGGCCAGGACCCUGCAAGAGCUUUUCUUUUCACGAGAUCGCAGCCUGCCAACAAAAUCUGACAUCUCCAUCCGGAACAUUUGUUUCCCCUCGUUACCCAAACCCCUACCCUAACAAUAUCGACUGUGUGUGGCGUAUCAUCCGGGAUCCUAGUGACGUCAUUAGACUGCGCAUCCUGGCCUUUGACUUACAGCUUAGUACUAGCUGUACAAAGGACUCUCUUACAAUCAUUGACGGCGUUGCGGGACACCCGCAGACUACGGGUCGCUACUGCGGGACAUUUGCCCCAUCUCUGAUACAGAGCACGUCAAGCGUCGUUACACUGAUUUUCAAGAGUGGUGGGGUCAACAGUGGACAGGGAUUCAAGAUAUCCUACAAGGCGAUAAAUAAUGCAAGCGAAACAAGGGAAGUUUGUUCUCAGAUUGAAGACUGCCCGUCAAGCUGUUCUUGCGUGUACACAAGCGGGAGCGGCCCUCGCAGGAUCCUCGUGAAGGGGCAAGAGUUGACGGCCAUUCCCAAAACAAUGCCACUAGAUACUUUUGCACUGAUGUUCUCCAGUAAUCGUAUUACCAACGUUGACAGCCGUAGCUUCAAGGAGAUACCUUAUCUACAGUACAUAGACCUUAGUCGCAACAACAUAUUCAGAAUAUCCCAGGAUGCAUUUCACGAUCUCAGCUCACUCGCCACCCUUCGUCUCCAGUCAAACUUCAUCACUCGACUCAGCAUCGAGAUGUUCAAGAAUCUGAUGAACCUCAGGACGCUGGACAUUGGGAAUAAUCUCAUCAAGGAUAUUCCGAGUGGGGUGUUCGCGAACGUACGAGAUCUACAAGUUCUGAGUUUUCAGUCUAAUAAGGUCUCAAAUAUGGAUAGCCAUUCGUUUGCAACAGUCAACAACCUAACGCAUUUAUAUCUACAAAAUAACAAGAUAACGGCCCUCUCUCCCGGCGUAUUCGCAAACCUGUCGAAACUACAAGUAUUAUAUCUAAAUGGGAAUAGACUGAAAAAACUUUCAAGAGAUGUAUUCCGUGGUCUGGUUUCGCUCAGAGAACUAAACCUGCACAACAAUGAAAUAACAACCAUCGAUGAAGACACAUUCACCGAUUUGACAAAUCUGAAAAAGUUGACAAUGGAUUGUUUUCUGUUCUGCUGCUACGCCGUCAAGACGUUACCAGGAAUUGAGUGCAACUCGUCAAAAAACGCGUUCUCAAGUUGUGAUGACCUCAUGAAGAACAAGGCGUUACAAGUCUGCAUUUGGAUCCUGGGCUCCUUAGCGUUGCUAGGCAACCUCUGCGUGGUCGUCUGGCGAAUCAUCGUCACGGAGCGUAACAAAGCUCAUUCCUUCCUGUUGACAAACCUGGCGGUCGCUGAUUGGCUAAUGGGCUGCUAUCUCAUCAUCAUCGCCAUCAAGGACUUGGAGUGGCGCGGAGAGUACUUUAAACACGAUGUUGCGUGGAGAUCAAGUCGUCUUUGCCAAUUUGCGGGCGCACUAUCCAUGAUCUCAAGUGAAGUAUCAGUGCUCAUCCUCACCACCAUUACCGCUGACCGAUUUGCUUGCAUUGUCUUCGCAUUCAAAUUUAGACGCCUUAAGUUCAACACCGCUGUGUACAUCGCAGUGUCCAUCUGGCUAUUCGGGAUUAUUGUGUCGGUGUUGCCUAUAUUAGGAGGUAUUGAGUAUUUCUAUGACCAUAGCUGGCAGGCGGGCUUUUACGGUAGGUCCGCCGUGUGCCUCCCUCUGCAGCUAUCACAAGAACGCUACCCCGGCUGGGAAUACUCCGUGACACUAUUCAUAGGGCUCAACGCGGUCGCCUUCUCCUUUAUACUCAUCGCUUAUAUUGCAAUGUUCUGGAAGGUCCGGACAGUUAGUCGUGGCGUCAGGUCCACACAAAUUCGGACAGAGUCUUCUGUUGCUAAGCGAAUGGUGUUUAUCAUUCUCACGGACUUCUGUUGCUGGAUGCCUGUCAUCGUAAUCGGCGUCUUAUCCCUGUUAGGCAAAUUCCCGGAUCCGGAAAAACAGGUUUAUGUUUGGACUGCAGUGUUCGUGCUUCCGGUGAAUUCUUCAAUCAAUCCAGUCCUAUACACGUUUUCCACGCGUGAGUGGCGACGUACGUCAGACGCGCAGGGUUACGCCCACUCUGUGAUGGCGCUGACCAGCCGUGUGCGGCAGACGAUAUCCGUAGCCUUCCGAGGAGGACGUUCUCGUGAAGAGUGUAUCGAGAUGUCCACUGACCCCUCCACCGCCGUCACUAGGCUAAGGGCGCCCAGAAAGUUCGGCUCGUCACGAAGCCUCUGUACCACGAGAAACUCAAUCGGCGAGCGCCCUGUGCCCAAGGUCAAGGUCAUUGGACCCACCACGAUCUUCAGGGGAGAGUUUUCGCCGUCUGUUGGUUUCUACAUGGUUCUGUGCGAGGGCAAGCGAAACACAUCGAUGUGCCUCUUAAAGCAUUUUGCAAGUAAUCAGCGAGUGGACUGGGCACGGGAGGUGGAGGUGCUGAUGCGGUUGCAUAGCAACGGAUCUCAUGCCAACAUCAUCCAAUACAUGUGGCACGGGCAAGCGAAUGACGUCCCGAUAGAAUACGAUAAGACGAAGGUAGCCCCGCUCAAGAGAGGAUGCUGGCUUUUGUGCUACGACUUUCGCACAAGCACGACAUUGACGGACUACCUGAAUAAGACAAGAAAGACACCAGGUCUACUUCCUCAGCUCAUACUAGCGAUAGGCUCUGACGUCAUCAACGCGUUACGUCAUCUCAAGCUCUGUGACGUCAUACAUAAUCACGUGGUGCCGUCCAAUAUUCUGAUCGAAUAUUCGACCGGGGUCCCUCCAAUAAAAGCGAUCUUGGGCGGCUUCGGACGAGCGGUGUACCUCAACUCAUUCAAGAGAUUGAACAACAGCAAGGGCAAGGACCACGAGACAGAUAUCGCACAGUAUGGACAUCUAUUACGUCAUCUGCUGGACCACUCCCCGGACACCAACGGACAUAACCAGAUAUUCCGGGUCGCCGAUCGUUGUAUCCAGGAAUUCAAUAGACCCACGGUCAAUGCUGUCCGUGAGAUGCUUGAUGAGGCCUGGGACGAGUGUGACACGUGGGACACCGUGCUUUAGGCGUUGUCAUCGUCGGGUAUUCCUUGGUGUUACGGAGAGCUUGUUUAUUGGUGCUCAAGGCCUUUGUACUCUAUUUCAUUGUCGCGUUCUAAGGUCUUUGUUUUUGGCUUUUGUUCCCUCCUUUUUUGUGCUGGUUCUCCGUAACACCAAGAAACUACCUUAUCGUAACACCAAGAAACUACCUUAUCGUCAGCAACUGUAUAUUAAAUACACCACGGGCAAUAGGAAGCAGUAAAAAAACCCGUUUUUUUCUAGAACAUAGAGACAGUGAGUGUAGCAAGGUCUCGAUGCAUUGAAAACUGCAGCUUCUACUACUGCAAAGUAAUUGAAUAAAUAAUUGAAUAAAUAAUUAUUUAACACAUUG
Messenger RNA from Nematostella vectensis (starlet sea anemone), 9381 nucleotides. RefSeq lists its product as uncharacterized. Gene Ontology annotation, cellular component: membrane. The transcript is spliced from 54 exons. The coding region runs from base 234 to 9017 and encodes 2927 amino acids. Gene Ontology annotation, molecular function: protein kinase activity; ATP binding; G protein-coupled receptor activity. NCBI's taxonomy places the organism in Eukaryota, Metazoa, Cnidaria, Anthozoa, Actiniaria, Edwardsiidae. Gene Ontology annotation, biological process: protein phosphorylation; G protein-coupled receptor signaling pathway. The record is from RefSeq and is a predicted model, not a curated record.